This is a messenger RNA of Pararge aegeria (speckled wood butterfly), 447 nucleotides long. Its product is annotated as flexible cuticle protein 12-like. Gene Ontology annotation, cellular component: chitin-based extracellular matrix. The record is from RefSeq and is a predicted model, not a curated record. Lineage: Eukaryota; Metazoa; Arthropoda; Insecta; Lepidoptera; Nymphalidae. The transcript is spliced from 4 exons. Gene Ontology annotation, molecular function: structural constituent of chitin-based larval cuticle. Bases 1 to 447 code for a protein of 148 amino acids.
AUGGCUCAGGAUUUAAGAUAUAAAGGAUGGGAGACAAACGAGCACGUUACAUUCUUUAGAAUAGUCACCGUUGAAAGACCAAAUCAAAAAAUGAAACUGUUGGUUGUUUUGUGCCUUGUGGCCGUUGCGAUAGCGGCACCUCCUCCAGCUACCUACAACAAUAACAAUGCCGAUAUUCUCCGCUACGAAAAUGACAACAUUGGUCUCGGCAACUACAGAUACGUUGUCGUACAAUCCGAUGGCACAAAACAAGGGCAGCUAGGAGAACUCCGUAAUGAAGGACGCGAAAACGAAUCAAUCGCUGUACAAGGUUUCUACUCCUGGUUUGCCCCUAAUGGCGUAGAGUACAGAGUUGUAUACACAGCUGAUGAAGAAGGUUUCAAACCAGAAGUCGAAGAAGCCCCUGGUGGACCUCCCCCAGCAGUCGUAGCUUCCCUCCUCGGUUAA